GUACCAUGGUGAGAAGCAGCUAAUGACCGAACAGGACAAGAUGGAUAAAGUGAUAUUCAGUACAACUCAUUCUUCAAGGGAAUCUUUGGACAACGAUGACAAGAAUUUUACUUCAACAGCUUAUCAGGAUCGAACGUUCAUGGAUGGCACAGCUUGCCCAGUGGAAACAUGCUAUGAUAAACCUGGAAAACAGUAUGAAGAUAGCAGAUCAGAAGAUGAAGAAUCAAAUGAGGAGACUAAAGAAAUAAUUUUGAGUGACAAAAAGGAAAACUUGGGGGAAAACCAAAGAAACAGAGGAAGUUUUCCACAACCAAUAUCUUCAACUUUUGAUGAAAACUUUGAAACUGAGACCUAUCUAGAAACAAAGAGUGACAAAAUAAAUUAUGUGGAUAUUGAUGAGAAGCACUUCAAGGUAACAAGAGAUCAACAAAACAGUGAAAGAGCUGUGAGCAAUGACUACCAACCAACGCUGCCUGGUUUCAGUGCAAACAAGGAUGAACUUCAAUCUCCGGAGACAUCAAAGUUCUGCAAAUUUAACCAAAUUAUGAUGGAAGAAGCAACCAAUCAACCACAAGUAGUCUUCUCUGGAGAAGUGACUACUGGCAAUGGCGACUAUGGAGGCAGAUCUUUGGAUAGCAACCUCACCAAGUGUGACUGCUUAAAGAGAGAGAGUGACAUUUCAGAAACCCAAAUAACACAACUCCCUUUCUGUGAAGAUUCUGAAGAAAUGGUUGAGCAGGUAGAUGGAAGCCGGAGAAUAGUUACUGAUAUCCAACAAGGAAAGCAACUGCUUCAUCGUCUGCAAAUGGUACAGCAAAGACAUGAUGAGAUCCCUAAUAUGCUUCAAGAGAUAAGCAAAGAGGUCAGAGUUGAGGAAGAGUUUGGGUUUAGGACUGAUGUUAAAGAAGGAAAAAUAAGAGGUGAAAGUAUGGCAAGUGAAGAAGAGGAAGGGGUGAAUGAAUUAAUUACAGUGAAGAGGGAGGAAGCAAAGACAAACCAGACAGAAGACAAGAAUGUAAAACUGUUUCCGACAAAAGCAACUGGCAAUUCUCUGAAAAGAAGAUGCAGAAAGAAAUUAGUCAGGAAAUUCAAAAAGAACAAGUUCUGGUCAGUCAGGGUAAGAUCCCAGGAGCUUACAGCAGAGGGGAAGUUCGCCAGUUAAAGGAGACAAAACUGCUGUUUGAGGUUUUCCAACAAGACAAGAUGAAGACCCAGUCAAGGCACCAAAAACAUCCUGCCUCAUUAAUGAAAGGUGAUGCCUAUCCGUCUGUCCUGGAGCGCACACAUAGCCUUGAGUUGUUUUCUCUUAAGACUUGCUCUGUCCCCAGAACACAAUCUCUCAGACUACAUGACUCUGAAACCACUAAAACUGACAAAAAUCCAGAAAAUCUCAGAUGCAAGAGUCCAACUGGAAGUUCUCGAGAAAGAACUUGGUUAUCCCCUUACUCAAAACAGGACAAACAACUGCGAUUCCACAAAAGCUUAGAAUCAAUCAGCAGUGAAGCCUCUACAUCUGCUGUAAAAACUAGAGACAAAACAAAAGAGGGUGGAAGGAGACAGGAAUCCCCCAUCCUCAAACAAAACCCCUUCUUCAAGCUUCGUCCAGCCAUGGCACUGCAGCCAGAAGUAGAGAAGGAUAUUCGGGCGACUAAAGAACGAGAAGAUGAGCUGCAAAAACAGAGAUGCAAACUAUAUGGGGAGUUCAGACAUAAAAGUGAUAGUGAAGAAAAGUCCCGGUGUACACAGACCCUCAGAUCAGAUGUAAAGUUACAGUCAAGGAGGAAACUGGAGCGGGUUUGGCCACCCCCUUCUGUAAAAGAUCAGAAAAAGUCUGAGCAAACGCAGCAGGAGGUAAAAGUUCAAAGAGCAGGAGGUCAGAGAGCUCCUCUGUGGCAGCGUUGGGAGUCUGGCCUGAUCAAUGAGCCGGCGCAGGAUGUAAACAAGUGACGUUGGCCGUCCUGGUUAUACAAGACAACAAACAGAAUCCUAAUUAUCUGCAACGAUAGAAGCACAGUUCAAAGCAGAGAUGUAUCGAUAGAAAUCAGCUCAGACAAAAUCAUUCUGUUAGUUCCAACUGAACUCAUUUCUGGCUCCUCUAGCUUCGCUUUCUGUUUCAAAAUAUGAUGUUUCAUUAUGGAACUAGUCUUGUUUGGCAGGUAAAUAAAGCAAAUGCAUCAAGUGUAAUUUUCUUUUUAUCUUC
Molecule: messenger RNA, 2200 nt
Organism: Nematolebias whitei (Rio pearlfish)
Lineage: Eukaryota; Metazoa; Chordata; Actinopteri; Cyprinodontiformes; Rivulidae
Exons: 4
Coding region: 23-1162 (379 amino acids)
Source: RefSeq, a predicted model, not a curated record